AUGGAAGUGAAAUUCUACGGUUCCCAGAACAAUAGGGCGACAGUGGCACCUCUAGCAUAUACAGGCUCCCCUUGGAAACUCUUCAUCUCCGACAUCCUGCUGUUCUUGCAAUGGAGCCCUUACCUGAUCAAUAUUGUCCUUCCACUGUGGCCCUGUCCAUCCCGUUGCCUGGACGAACUCUAUCCGUCCCUGGCCAAUAUCCAUGACAUCCUCUUGCAUACUAUUCUCGUCGUCGCCCAAUCAUCAUUCCUGGUCUCUCUACCAUUCCUGAUCACGAUUCCCUUCGUCUUCUACAUCUUCUAUAUUGGACUAUUCCUCGCCUUGAAUAUGUCUGUCUGCAACCUCCUCAAUGGCAAGAUUCCCGAAGAAGGCCUGAAAUCAACUGAGGAUGAACAUUCUGAAGCUUGGAAACGGCACGAUGAUGAAAGCUGGAUCUUCCUCAAUGGCGUGGCAGUGGGGAAACACUGGCUGCAAAGCAAUAUUGAUAGGAUAUCACGGACAUUUCACCGUCCAGUGGUAGGAGUGCACAAUAGAACAAAUGGCAUAAUCUUCGAUGUAAUUGAAUGCCUGAUACAACGCGCCUUACUCUACAGCAACUCCGAUAUCCGCCAGUGCCACAUGCUCAUUAAGAAGGCUCUCUACGCACCGGGAAUCAAAAAAGUCGUUCUCAUCCUACAUUCUCAGGGCGGCAUCGAAGGGGGCAUGAUCCUCGAUUGGCUCUACGAUGAAGUACCCCAUGAUUUGCUCAAACAGCUGGAAGUCUACACGUUCGGGAACGCCGCGAACCACUUCAACAAUCCCUAUCGAGUCAAUAUUCCCGGUGUCGGUGCAGGUGUAGGCUCAAAGCACACUUCUGCUUAUUUACAAACGCAGAAUAAGCGCGCAGUCGCCCAUAUUGAGCAUUAUGCGAACAGGAAGGACUUUGUGAGCCGAUGGGGGGUCUUGCACUUCACGCGCAAAGUCAGCGAAGACCCGCUGCAGAACAGAUUCAUGGGUCGUGUCUUUGAACGGCCUGGAGGCGGCCAUCAAUUCAACCAGCACUAUCUUGAUAACAUGUUCCCACUUGAUCCAACUGGACGAUUUGUACGUGGCUUGGCGGAUGGUGAUUUUAUGGAGAUGGAUGUCUGGGUAGGUGGCGAUACAGAAGCCAGGGAAGGCCUGGGUCAGAGCCUUGAAGCAACAUCAGGAAGCAUCGAGCCUGAGUCGAGAGUUCUGAGCAGUAGUCCAUCAUCAGUGUGGACGGAGAGCCAAGAGCAAACGUCGAGGCCACAAGGCAAUUUUAUGAUUUCGGUAGUUGAUGAGUUGGCGAGAACCAACGGGGUCCCCUUGAAGGCCUUGAAGGUGAAGAAUUUGAGCCGACUGUGGGCCUACUGUAAUGGUGACUCUCCCACAGACAUUAUUACCGAAGCGGUUAUCAAGGAGCCCGCAGAGAAUAAGGGUGGAGAACGGCCGGUGACCGAUCUCCCCGAUCCAGGAGAGGGGAUCACUAUUACGGAAGAAAUUCUGAAGGCCGCACGGAAUGAGCAUACAGGAGAACGACUGGUGACCGUCCUUCUGGACAGGCGGAGAGAUGAAAUCAGCAUCACUGAGGAAGUGAUCAAAGCAGUAGCUGCAAACAGGAGGAGUGCAACAAAGCUAAUGACCCUCAUUCUUGAGAGCGACGUCAAGUUUUCUGAUGAAUAUCAUUGGGCACGGGAGGUCGGUAUUGUUGGGUAUAGCUCCCAGGAGAUCGCCGACCUGCUUUUGGAAGACCUGCACGAUUCCCCUUGGAUAUUUUUUGAGCCUACCUACGUCGAUCACGGUAAAUUUGAGGCCAAUCGGCAUAUCCCGGAAUGUUGCCAUCACUGUCUGGCUCACCCACCAGGGCCGACGCAGUUCAUCGAAUAUCAGUCAACAACUGUCGACCACGAAGACAUAAUUGAAGAGAUUCAAGAACUCUGCGGCUUGGCUGGAAUCAGCCCCACGACCCGAAAUGUGACAGAUUGGAUUGGAUCAAUUGAGUUCGGCGCCGGGAACCACGUGGGAGCGGUGUCAUUCACACUACCAUGUGACGGAAACAAUUUGCUCGACACCCAAAUUAUUUAUACCCGUAUCUCUCAGGCUCUAAAAGGCUCUGCCAGGCUAUCGCUCUGA
Penicillium daleae is the source of this 2133-nucleotide messenger RNA. RefSeq lists its product as uncharacterized. The record is from RefSeq and is a predicted model, not a curated record. Bases 1 to 2133 code for a protein of 710 amino acids. The transcript has 3 exons. NCBI's taxonomy places the organism in Eukaryota, Fungi, Ascomycota, Eurotiomycetes, Eurotiales, Aspergillaceae.